AUGCCGAACGAUAGCAAGUCUACAGUCAACGCUUCGCACGAUGCGAAGAAAGUGUUGGCCGAUGAGUCGAAGCCUGACCGCUCAAGGAAACUUCACAUCUCGGAUCUGCCAAUGAACUGGUCAAACUGGUACCAGCACAUCGAUUGGUUGUCGACUUUCUUUAUCAUCGUUGUGCCUCUCAUGGGACUUAUCACAGCAUACUAUCAUCCUUUAAGAUUGUAUACGGCCCUCUUUGCCAUCUUCUACUAUUUCAAUACUGGACUCGGCAUCACCGCUGGUAUGAAACUCUCUGAGACAAGGCAGCUUGGUGACACACUAACGCCCGAGUUAUNNGCAGGGUACCAUCGUUUGUGGGCACACACCUCGUAUAAAGCUUCCCUCCCGCUGAAGAUAUACCUUGCUGCGGUCGGCGUUGGAGCCGCGCAGGGUUCUAUCAGGUGGUGGGCAAGAGGCCACCGUGCUCAUCACCGCUAUACCGAUACUGAGAAAGACCCAUAUUCAGUUCGCAAAGGUUUCGUGUAUUCGCACAUCGGUUGGAUGGUCAUGAAGCAGAAUCCGAAGCGAAUCGGGCGUUCUGAUAUUAGCGACCUGAAUGAGGAUCCUGUCGUGAUAUUCCAACACAGGCACUAUCUCAAGUGUAUUCUCUUCAUGGCUCUCAUCUUCCCUACCCUGUGCUGCGGUCUCGGUUGGGGCGAUUGGCUCGGCGGAUUUCUCUAUGCGGGAAUCAUCAGAGCAUGCUUUGUGCAACAGGCCACCUUCUGCGUCAAUUCUCUAGCCCAUUGGCUCGGUGAUCAGCCAUUUGACGAUCGCAACUCUCCCCGAGACCACGUCUUUACCGCCCUUGUUACUCUCGGCGAAGGAUACCACAACUUCCACCACGAAUUCCCUUCUGACUAUCGCAACGCGAUAGAAUGGUGGCAAUAUGAUCCUACCAAGUGGGCUAUCUGGACGUGGAAAAAACUCGGGCUGGCCCACGAUCUCAAAAAAUUCCAGUCUAACGAGAUCGAGAAAGGUCGAAUCCAGCAAUUGCAAAAGAAGGUUGAUCAGAAACGAUCUCAGCUUGACUGGGGUACACCUAUUGCCCAACUUCCUGUCAUGACAUGGGAUGAGUUCGUCGCCCAGGCUAAAGCCGACGGCAAGGCUCUCAUCUCAGUAGCAGGAGUUGUCCACGAUGUAUCAGGGUGGAUUCAGGACCACCCGGGUGGCAAAGCACUGAUCCGGUCGUUCUUGGGCAAAGAUGCAACAGCCGUUUUCAAUGGAGGCAUAUACGAGCACUCUAACGCUGCCCACAAUCUUCUGUCCACCAUGCGUGUUGGUGUGGUCUAUGGUGGUGGUGAGGUGGAGGUUUGGAAGAAGAAUUGGGAGGAAAGAGCGAUUGCCCAUGCUCUCAAAGCUGAACCCAUUGAGAGAUAA
This is a messenger RNA of Aureobasidium musti, 1413 nucleotides long. NCBI's taxonomy places the organism in Eukaryota, Fungi, Ascomycota, Dothideomycetes, Dothideales, Saccotheciaceae. The record is from the annotation of a GenBank genome assembly.